AUGGUCCGAAUCUCCGUCUUGAACGACACCCUCAAGUCGAUGUACAACGCGGAGAAGCGCGGGAAGCGUCAGGUGCUCGUCCGCCCGGUUUCCAAGGUGGUGAUCAAGUUCUUGCAAGUGAUGCAAAAGCACGGCUACAUCAACGAGUUCGAGUUCAUUGAUGACCACAGAGCGGGUAAGAUCGUUGUCGAGCUCAACGGUCGUAUCAACAAGUGCGGCGUCAUCAGCCCACGUUACGACUUGUCCCACCACGACCUCGAGGACUGGGUUGGUCGCCUCUUGCCCUCUCGUUUGUUCGGUGUGAUCGUGCUCACCACUUCUUCUGGCAUCAUGGAUCACGAAGAAGCGAGACGUAAGAAGGUUGGCGGUAAGGUCUUGGGCUACUUCUACUAA
Molecule: messenger RNA, 393 nt
Organism: Ostreococcus tauri
Lineage: Eukaryota; Viridiplantae; Chlorophyta; Mamiellophyceae; Mamiellales; Bathycoccaceae
Product: Ribosomal protein S8
Exons: 4
Coding region: 1-393 (130 amino acids)
Biological process (GO): translation
Cellular component (GO): cytosolic small ribosomal subunit; ribosome
Molecular function (GO): structural constituent of ribosome
Source: RefSeq, a predicted model, not a curated record